Protopterus annectens (West African lungfish) is the source of this 2283-nucleotide messenger RNA. It is a transcript of the gene UTP4, whose product is annotated as UTP4 small subunit processome component. The transcript is spliced from 17 exons. The coding region runs from base 129 to 2195 and encodes 688 amino acids. Gene Ontology annotation, cellular component: t-UTP complex; 90S preribosome; small-subunit processome. NCBI's taxonomy places the organism in Eukaryota, Metazoa, Chordata, Ceratodontiformes, Protopteridae. The record is from RefSeq and is a predicted model, not a curated record. Gene Ontology annotation, biological process: maturation of SSU-rRNA from tricistronic rRNA transcript (SSU-rRNA, 5.8S rRNA, LSU-rRNA). Gene Ontology annotation, molecular function: protein binding; RNA binding.
AAACUUCAGUAAGUGAAACUUACGUAGGGUGUGUCGCUGUAGUUUGAUUUGCAGGCUCUGUAAUCCAGAUUUCCCCAUGUGAAGGCCUGUCGGAGUAUCAGAUCCCCGUGACUACUUAAGCAGCAGUGAUGGGGGAGUUCAAGGUUCACCGUGUCCGUUUCUUCAACUAUGUCCCAUCUGGAAUUCGCUGCAUGUCUUAUAACAGUCACACAGACCAGCUGGCUGUGGCACGUCUUGAUGGAUCUGUGGAGAUUUUUAGCUUCUCCAGUAACUGCUUCCAGGAAAAGGUGAUUCCGGGAAAUGAGGAGCGAUCAACAGAAAGCAUCUGUUGGGUCAACCAUAACCGUCUCUUCACAGUUGGGCUGAAUGGUGAAGUUGUAGAAUAUGACCUCGAGAGGCUCUGUCCAAAGUACAGCACCAAUGCCUUUGGCGGGCCCCUGUGGUGUGUGGCGCCAAACUCUACCGGCACCCAUCUGGCGAUUGGUUGUGAAGAUGGCACUGUUAAAGUGUUCCAAGUGAUUCCUGAAGGGAUCCAGUUUGAGAAGAACUUGGACCGUCAGAAAGAUCGCAUUAUUUGUCUGUCUUGGCACCGUUCGGGAACACAAAUAGCUGCUGGUUCUGUGGAUGUGAUUCGUAUUUUUGAUGUUACAUCAGGUCGUGCAGUGCAGCGGAUUGUUGUGGACAGACGAAUAAUUAAGUCGUACAACACAAAACAAGAAUGCCUGGUUUGGAGCCUACACUUCCUGACCUGUCACAUGAUCGUGAGUGCAGACUCCUCUGGAAAAGUUCAGUUCUGGGACUCAAAGAAUGGAACCUUGGUCCAGAGUCAAAUAGUUACAAAUUCUGACAUACUGGCUCUUGCUGUUGCUGAGAGUGAAGAUAGCAUGGUGAUUGGUACAGCAGAGGGGACUAUUUUCCAGUUUCAGUUGCUUCCAUUGAAACUAGGUGGAAAGGAGGCACAGUGGGUGAUGACAAAACCAUUUAAGUACCACACUCAUGAUGUCCGAGCAGUCGGUCACAGCAAGACUGCCCUUUUCUCAGGAGGCAUGGAUACUCAUCUUGCAAUUCGUCCUCUUAUGGAGAAAGUACAGAGCAAGUCAUACGAUGCGGCUUUCAGAAAGAUUUCCUUUCCACAUCGUCGCUUUGUUUCCUGUGCCAAGAAGGCUAAGCUACUUCUGUUUCAGUUCCCAGAUCACCUGGAGUUGUGGAGACUUGGUAGCACAGAUGUCACAGGAAAGUCAGGUGAUGUUCUGCCCAUCUCCAAGAGACAGGAACACCUAUUGCAACUCAAGAGAAAGGGUCAUGAUCACAUCUGCUGUAGUGCUGUCUCACCUUGCGGUGAAUGGAUCGCCUACGCCACAGUUUCCAGGCUUUGUCUGUAUCGAGUAGAGUAUGAAGGUGAUACUGUCAAUGUUAACAAGAUUUCCAAAAUCCCAAACAUACAGCAGACUGCCCAUCAUCUUUUAUUUUCUAGUGAUUCCAAAAAGCUCUUUAUAGGAUCAGAUCAGGCAGCCAUCCAUGUUGUUCGACUGUCAACGUCCGCAUGUAAAUAUUUACACACACUGAAACCCAAGUCAGAUAUUGCAGAAGCAACCUGUCUGCUCAGCUCAAGUACAGAUGGCACGUGGUUGGCUGCAGCUAAUCAGAGUCAUAAAAUUGAUAUUUACAACUUAAAAGAGGCUAAACAUCACUGUACUGUUCCUGCAUACAGCUGUCCACCUACAUCAAUGGCAAUACAUCCAGUGACCAAUGACCUGGUCAUUGCUUACUCUGAUCAACAGAUUUUUGAGUUCAGCAUCCAAGAAAACCAGUAUACAGCCUGGAGCAGGCAGUUACAACAGCAUGGUUUGCACAAAGACUGGAUUGAGCGGGACACACCCAUAACACAUCUGAACUUUAACCCAGCAAAGCCCAACCAAAUUUUACUGCAUGAUACAUACAUGCUGUGCAUUAUUGACAAGACAUUGCCUCUACCAGAUGAUAAAACCCCAUUCUAUAACCAAGAGGCACUGAAGCAGCUUUCUGAGAAAAACAGGAGGAAGGUGGCCCAUGCCUUCAAGAUUUGCAAAAAGUUCCAGCCUCUCCUUUAUGCAGACUUGCUGGACAAUGAUUCAAUAGUGGUCGUAGAGCGCCCCCUGAUGGACAUCUAUGCACAGUUGCCUCCACCGGUCAGACAGAAGAAGUUUGGUACAUGAAAGAAAAAAUGCUUAGACUUCCUGCUGUGCAUUUAUAUUAUACACUGUGUGUAAUGUUAUCUGCAACAAAAUAAAACAAUUUUUCGUA